UUUAACUUUGAAAAGCUGGAGCAGGAGUGUGUGUAUGUGGCUUGACGGUGUGUUGUGCCUUAUGAUAACCUGUGAUGAUGAUAACGUUAGUUCAAAAUAAGGUUAGCGAGCCACGCCUCGCUCCUGCGUCUCACUGAAAUAAAGUCCCGCUGUGUUAACUGUUCGCCCUCACAUUGUGCUACAGGCUAAAGCUAAUGUUUAACUUGUGCAGCAUUUCACAGUUUAACUUUAACGACAUCCGCACUCGUCAGCUAGCGAGCAGCUAGCUUGGACGUGUUGGACGGUGAAGAAGGAGGAGAAGGAGCUGACAGCGAUGUAAGAAGAUCUCGGAGAACUACAUUUUUGGGCUUAUCGUCUCAAAGUGGAUUUCAAGGGGCCAACAAUGGUUUUUCUUUGAUAAGUUUGGCUUUCUUCACCGUGAUCAUUUCAGCGAUUGACUGUCCAUACCGGCAGCAUGUUCCAUCGCCAUGGGAUGACUGGUCAUGGAGUCUGAGGCUGUCAGUAUUUUUGCUGAAAUGUCCUACAAGGAUCAAAUAUCCUAAACUCCAGUGAACAGUCUCUACUGUUGUCCCUUUCAGUGUCUCACAUUGGCAAAGUCAAACAGCUAUGGGCUGCUGUUCGCCUGUGUGCAGGAUUUUGCGCAGGACAAAGUAUUUUUUGUUGCUCUUUCUCUCGCUUUCAGUGCUGGCAUGGAUUGCCACCUUUUCUGGCGAAACUGUGAAAUCCACUCAGGAGAUCUCCGCCACAACAGAAACUCUUGGCAAAGGAGACACUCUGAGGAAUAAACUCAGCUCUUGGACAGCAACACCUGAUCACGCAAAUACUCCAACACCAAAAGGCGAAUGCCCUCAGGAGUCACCUUUGCUACAGGGAGCUGUGAAGCUGUCAUUUGAAUCCUCUCUCAAACUGAAGGACGUGGAGAGUGAGAAUGAAGCAGUGACUGAGGGACAGUAUGAGCCUCCGGGUUGCACGGCGAGGCAGAGCGUAGCGAUCCUCAUCCCUCAUCGCAACCGAGAGAGACACCUCCUCUACCUCUUGCACCACCUGCAUCCCUUCCUGCAGAGGCAGCAACUACAUUACGCCAUUUAUAUAAUCCAGCAGGCUGGCGUUAAAACCUUUAACCGUGCCAAGUUAUUAAAUGUUGGGUAUUUGGAGGCACUGAAGGACUACAACUGGGAUUGUUUUAUCUUCCAUGAUGUGGACCUGGUUCCUGAAAAUGAUCACAAUUUAUACGUCUGUGACAAGCAGCCCAAACACUUGGUGGUUGGUCGGAAUGCCACAGGAUAUAAGUUACGUUACAAAGGCUAUUUUGGAGGAGUCACAGCCAUGACCAAAGAACAGUUUCUGCAAGUGAAUGGAUUCUCAAACACUUACUGGGGUUGGGGGGGAGAGGAUGAUGAUCUUCGCAUCAGGGUGGAGCUGCAGAAAAUGACGAUAGUGAGGCCGCCCACUGAUGUAGCUCGCUAUACCAUGGUGUUCCACAAACGGGACAGUGGCAAUGAAAUAAACAAGGACAGGAUGAGGUUGUUAGGACGAACACGGCAGGUCUGGAGAAAGGAUGGACUCAACAGCUGCUCAUAUAAGACUUUGUCAGUCGAGAGGCUGCCUCUUUAUGUGAAUAUGACUGUGGACAUUGGUAAGCCAUAGAGUUAAGAUUUCUAACUGGAAGCCCUACUCUGACCAAAAAUAUUUUAUGAUUUAUUGUAUACACUAUACCAGGCUGAGUGCAGAAAAUCUGCUACAGUUAUAAAACACAAUCAACACACAAAAUGCACACAGUUUCAGUUUUCAUUAAAUAGUGGUAACCACAUUAGUUGGUACAUCUUUUCACAAUAAUUUUGCAUAUCAUGCUUCCUCCUUUCUUUCAUAUUAAAACCGGGCUCUCUCCAUAAUGAGUCGGAGCAUCCUGCAGAAAAUGAAUAAAUAAAACUGAUAUAUAGAUGUAGAUCAAAUGAAGAAAUUGGUCAUAGAUAUUCAUCAUAUCUACAUUAAUUCAUGCAUAUGCCUUAUUAUUUGCCUUCCUGAUAUAUCACAGUGUGAAACAUGCUGAUAUGUUGUGUCUAAAGUCCUGUAACACUGUGUGUAUUUUGUGCACUUCAUUCUCUGGAUACAUGGAACUCACAGUCAAGUGUGGUUUCACCUAUUUUGCCUGAGCCAGAUAACCGAACACUAGUGUUGGUUAGCAGUCUGUAAGAGGAAGUUGAUGUUUAAGUUUGAAUCAUACCUUAGUAGAGAGGAUUUAUUUCAAAUUGACAUGUUCAUGAUAAACUGUAGACUCCGUGUAAUCUGAGGUAAAGUUAAAACUGGUGCAUUAAAGCUACAUAAUUUGAGUUUUCACCACCAGAUGGCAGGAACACCAACUAACAGCAACAUAGCAAUACUCUAAUCUAGUAACCAUACACUUUACACUUUUUUUGUUUUACGGUGUUGAAGCACAGAAAUGUUGUUAGGCUUUUUCUUUUAGGUCAAUAAACANGCA
Paralichthys olivaceus (Japanese flounder) is the source of this 2479-nucleotide messenger RNA. It is a transcript of the gene b4galt4, whose product is annotated as UDP-Gal:betaGlcNAc beta 1,4- galactosyltransferase, polypeptide 4. Gene Ontology annotation, biological process: carbohydrate metabolic process. Lineage: Eukaryota; Metazoa; Chordata; Actinopteri; Pleuronectiformes; Paralichthyidae. The record is from RefSeq and is a predicted model, not a curated record. Gene Ontology annotation, molecular function: galactosyltransferase activity. Gene Ontology annotation, cellular component: Golgi apparatus.